This is a messenger RNA of Miscanthus lutarioriparius, 156 nucleotides long. Lineage: Eukaryota; Viridiplantae; Streptophyta; Magnoliopsida; Poales; Poaceae. The record is from the annotation of a GenBank genome assembly.
AUGGCUGGUGGAUCUCUGAUUGAUGACACCAACAUGAGCUUCAUGGGUCAAAUGGCCCUUGCCCUUGGCAAGCUGUCCAACCUUGAAGGUUUUGUGAUACAGGUUAUGGUUUCACAUGAAAUUUUCACUCUUGAUCAUUAUGUCAGUGUUAUAUAG